AUGCCUUCCAACAAGUCGUCGUCGUCUUCGUCUUCGUCUUCAGUGCCAUCAAACCCUAAUCCAAGAAGUUCAGAAAUCAGUAACACUAUGCGUAGGAGUUUCACUGGAAACCCAUUCGCCAAACCCUCCGUCGUCACAAACCCUAGAUCCAUUUUCCCCAACACUCCUGCCAAUAGUCCUUCAGAUAUUCCGAGAAGAAACUCUGUUGGGGUUAGAGAAAGCACAGGAUCUUUGCGGGACAUGAUGAUGGAUGACAAAGAAAAUGGGAAAGAUCACCAGAUUUUGAAACCCGCAAAGGUUAGAUCACCAGCUGCUUCCUCAAGGUCCUCAAAGAAUUUCAUGGCUCCGACCAUCUCUGCUUCAUUCAAGGUCACUGACUCUCCCAGAAAGAAAAUUCUCAUUGAGAGGAAUGAGCCUGCUCCGACCUCUAUUCCCUCAGCAGACACCAAAAGCCACAUUCGCAAGGUAACUUUUGCUGAGCCCUUGGAAGAGAAAAAGCUUGAUGCUUUAUUGGAUGAGGUCACCUAUUUUGAGGAAUCUUCCUUGACUUCUGAAGAUUUGAGUGUCCGUGAUGCCGAUGUUCCUUUUAUUCCAACUAAUAGUGCAGAUUUGUCGUUUGAAACUGUCUAUGAUAUGAAUGUUCCUUUGAUUUCAAAGAAUGAUACUGAUUUGCCUUUUGAAACAGCCCAUGAUAUGCAUGUUCCUUUGUCGCCUGAUUGUGUUAACCUUGACCCAACUUUUAAGCUUAGUCCCUCCACCACUCCUCCUGUUUCAAUCACAGCUACCAUCUUAACUCCUCUUGAUGCAGAUCCCUUGAUGCCCCCUUACGAUCCUAAAACUAACUACCUCUCCCCUAGACCACAGUUUCUCCAUUACAAACCCAAACCCCGAAUGGAACUCUGUAACGAAAGUGAAUUCGAGGACAGCUUCAUAUCUGGGAGCUUUUCUGAUUCAGAAGUUACAGAGGAUACCCAGUCUGAAGGAUCACAUAAGGAAUCAGAGGAUGUUUCUUCAAAUGGAACUCUUAAGGAAGAAAAGGGUCAAAUAUCUGGACCAAUUCAUGCUAAGACUCUCACCCCAGAGGAAACUGUUGAAGCAAAAGAGGCGCCUAAAUCACGAUUCUCUACAAGAGCAAAGGCUGUUGCUCUGAUUUUGCUUCUCUCAGUUGCUUUCAUAUCAAUCACAGUCACAAAUUCUCCAGUGAUUGAUCAUACUGUGUUUGAAGACUUAUAUGAGGUCUAUGAAUGGUCUGACUUUUCCGAGUUUGCAAGGGUUAACUUCGAUCAAUUCUCCCAAUUUGCAAAAGCAAAUUUUGACGGGUUAGCUCGAAAUUUACAUAUUUGGUUUACUAAGUCCCUGUGGUCAAUUUCUGAGUCCCUGUGGUCAAUUUCUGAGUUGAUUUCAAUUGUUCCAAGAGUACAAAAUCUGGCUAAGUUACAAUAUUGUAACUUGACUGUUAUGCAUGAUUAUACUCAAUACCCUGUAUUUGGUCACGGUGAAAAUGAAAUAGGUGACACUCAUCAAUCAGUACAGAAUGUUCAAGAAAGUGAUUCUGCCUUGGAGAUUGGUACUGAUGAGGACGUUGAAGAUAUUUCUGCUGAGCAUUAUGAAGCAUACGAAGAACAAGUUCAGCAAGAUAUCGGAGUAAUUGCUGGUGCUGAACAUUCUUCAGUUGCUCCUUCAGAAUCUGAAGUACUUAAGUGCCAGGCAGCCACUGUGAUAGAAUCAGAGCAUGCUCUGCCACUGAUUGAAGUAGGAAAUUUAGAAUUAGAAGCAAAGCUGCCACAAGAAGUUGAUGCUAACUUUAAUAUUGAAAAUGCUUCAGAUCCUCCAGAAUCUGAGGAAGUACUUAAGGGCCAACCUGCCACCAUGAUAGAAUCGGAUCAGGUCUUGCCACUGGCUGAAGCAGGGAACUCAGAAGCAAAGCAGACACCAGAAGAUCAUGCUAACUUCAAUUUUGAAAAUGAUCCUAAAUUCAACGUAGACAAACAAAGUGAUGUAGGUCUCAAACAUUGGCCAGAUUUAGAUUCAGAGGUAGCUGAAAUCCAUACUGUUAGAGGGAAUGACCAGCCAAUAAAAGCAAUUGAAAUUCCUCCAAGCAUGGUGCUAUAUUUGCUGCUCUGUGGAGGCAUAGUUUUAAUUGCAGGUGCAGCUUUCAACUGGUCAAGGAAAGGUAAAAGCAGGAGCAAAAGAAUUACUAGCUCUGUAGGGAAACCUCUGUUUGGUAAGGAAUUACAGAACAAGCAGAUUUCUCCGGAUAAGCCAUCUCUCAGGAAUGGGCCCAUAGAAGUGGUGGACGUGCUUGGAGGAGAGCCAUGUCCUUCAGAAAUGAGCAGCUUUCAGAAGAGCUCAUCCUAUAGCCAAAAAGUAGCGAAACAGUUGAAUGAAGCUCACAGCAUCGAGAAGAAGCGUAGGAAUAAUAACAGGAGAGAAUCUUUGGCCUCUUCAUCAGACUAUUCCAUGGGUUCAUCAUCCUAUGGAAGCUUAACCGUGUACGAGAAAUAUCCAAGCAAGCAGGGAUCGGAUGAGGAGAUGGUUACUCCUGUUAGGCGUUCAAGUAGGAUUAGAAACCUGGCCACUUCUCCUUUGUAA
Molecule: messenger RNA, 2592 nt
Organism: Gastrolobium bilobum
Lineage: Eukaryota; Viridiplantae; Streptophyta; Magnoliopsida; Fabales; Fabaceae
Exons: 3
Coding region: 1-2592 (863 amino acids)
Source: RefSeq, a predicted model, not a curated record